CCGCCGCAGGCCGCUGGAGCGGGGUGCGCGCUCCUUGCCUUGUGCUGUCCUGUCCUGUCCUGUCCUGCUGAGAGGUCCCCGCCUCGCCCCUCGGGGCUGAGAGCUGAGGUAGAUGCCAGCUUGAAAUGAGUCUUAAAACCAUCUGGAAGGACUACAAAGUUCUGAUUGUUAUGGGAACUGGCCUUGGGCUGGUACACUGGGGGUGGUUGCACAUCAAAUCCAGCCCUAUUUUCCAAGUGAAGACAGAGGAUGUUGUUGCAGAACCUGGGAUUGUGUCAUAUGUGAUUCAAAGUGAUCAGAAAAAUAAGGAGAAAUAG
Molecule: messenger RNA, 317 nt
Organism: Pogoniulus pusillus (Red-fronted tinkerbird)
Lineage: Eukaryota; Metazoa; Chordata; Aves; Piciformes; Lybiidae
Exons: 2
Coding region: 126-317 (63 amino acids)
Source: RefSeq, a predicted model, not a curated record